Messenger RNA from Agrilus planipennis (emerald ash borer), 494 nucleotides. RefSeq lists its product as uncharacterized. The annotation marks the transcript as partial. NCBI's taxonomy places the organism in Eukaryota, Metazoa, Arthropoda, Insecta, Coleoptera, Buprestidae. The record is from RefSeq and is a predicted model, not a curated record. The transcript is spliced from 2 exons.
CCGGAUUCCUUAGAGGAGGUGGUGGAGGCUUUGGAGGUGGCGGUGGUUAUGGAGGCGGCGGUGGCUUCGGAGGAGGCCACGGAGGUGGAUUUGGAGGUGGUCACGGAGGAGGAUUUGGAGGUGGUUACGGAGGUGGAGGUGGACAUGGAGGUGGCGGCGGUGCUAGAGUUAUCAAAGUCAUCAAGAUCUCAGGAGGUGGUGGAGGACAUGGAGGCGGAGGUGGAUACGGAGGCGGAGGCGGAUACGGAGGUGGUGGCGGUGGCGGAUAUGGAGGCGGUGGAUGGAAAUGGGGUUAAGCGGUUUUUGUACUACAUCCCUUUCAGUUUAAAUUUUAAUUUAUUAUUUUCAAUCAAAAUACUUAAUCUUUGGUUUUCUGUCCAAUUUAAAAAUAAUACCAUCCAUCAUGUAAAUAAAUUCAAUAAACUUUUCUACUCCUAAUCAUAGCAUUUUUAUUUACCUUUCGAUGAUAAUUCAUAAACCUAUGUAGAUUAUUU